AUGUGCGACCGGCGGAAACAGGCCUGGGCCGCCGUUGUCAUCGGCAACGUGUUGAUCUACACCGUUGUUAUCGCCAGCCCGAUCUAUGUUCCUCAAUUUCAACCAGGAAGCACGGGAAGAAACAUCAGGCACUUGCCCUGCGUGUCACGCAGGAGCGGUGAGACCGGUGUGUGCAUGUUUGCGUUUACCUGCGCGAAGGCUAAUGGCACGCAUCUCGGUACCUGCAUCGAUCGCUUCUACUUCGGUAGCUGCUGCAAGAUUGACGACGAACCAGACAUCUUCCCGCAGGACAAUAGCAUCGACGACGGUCCGCCGCCGCCAAGGCCGUUUAUCACGACCCACAGGCCCAUCGGGAGCAGCGGCAUACCGGAAUACUUCGCGAGGCCUAAGCCGGUUGAUGAAAAGAAACCAGUCGAGACUUCGCAAAUCACGACGACAUCUGCAGUCUUGAGUACGCAAAGCACGCAGACUUCGGCAAAUACGAUGAGGGACACAACGAAGCUCGUGACAAAGAAACCAACGAUUACGACGAUAGAAAUGACUACGCAGACUACUCGCCUCUCGACGUUCCAAACCGUGCAAAACGCUGCCGGACCUAGCACAGAAGCCACAUCGUUUAAGAAAACCAACACUACUGUAAAUAUUCCAUCGAGUGUAUCUCCAAGUACAACGAGGCAACCUACGAAACCGUCCACUUUGUCCUCUACCGUACGACCUAGCACCGUGAAUGUAACGAAAUGGACAACUGUUGCGACAUUUUUUAAUCAGACCACGAAGAAACCGAUUGUCUCCUCGACAACAGCACAGAGACCAACGGUGCAAAUCUCCCAAAAACCUCUCUCUUCGACUACUCACAAACCGAUUGUUCAAUACGAAUCGACCACGACUACGACGAAGAACGUUCUCGCGACUACUACGCAGAAAAUAGUGCCUUCGACCAGAUUUCCACCCAGAAAUACGACCUCCGUCAAACCACUGGCUCAGACAAUCACAAAAAAACCUAGCACUACUGGGACAACAAAACACCCAGUGGUGACCACAAAGAAACCUACUACAUUGACAAAGAGACCGUCAACUUCUUCAAAACCUCUCAGCUCGAGUUCCAGCUUUGGCACAACAUUGCCAGUAACGACGAAGCCUCACUCAACAUCUGGAUCGUUCAGCAAUGUUGGAUCUUCCAGCGUGAGUGCCGAUCGAGUAACGGAAAGUACUUUAGCCUCCACUGGGAUUAGACCAUCGACUGCGACGACAGCAACUACGAGCGCAAGCAGUCAGAGAACUACCGUUACGACGAAGAGUCCAGAUCAGAAAGUGACUAUUACAAAAACGACGACGCCGAAAACAACCUCCAAGACAACAACAAAAUCAUCGACGAUCAAGACAACCACCGCUAGAUCGACAACAGCUAAAACAACAAUCAACAAAUCGACUACGCCUAAACCAUUGUCGUCGACUACCACGACGAAGUUAAAACCUACUAAAAUCACUAGUACGACAACGAAGACCACCAAACCCGAUUACACGAGCACCACGACGACCACGGAGAGAACGAGGCCGUUGUCGUCAACUGUCGGUUCAACGGUUGGCAUUACGAAACCAAAACCCAGCACAACGAAGCCAACACCCUUGACAAAGCUGCCCGUGAACACAUCCAGCAUCGUGGAGGUCACUACGAGUAUCUCGAGUUCGAUAUCCACGUUUACCGUUAGGAAUGAGAGCACCUCGACCCACGUAUCUCCUACCAAAGGUCAGAAUGUUAAUCACACCCUCGAGGAGAUCCCGUUGACUACCUAUUCGCCAGGAUUAGUAACGUGGAGCUCGAACUCUGAUGAAAUUUCCACGAAGGCACCCAACGUAACGUCCUCGUCAACGUCAACGGCAGCUACAUCGUCAGCGGCUACUGAUUGGUCACCGAUAACAACUCCGGAUGGUUGGGUAAUGAUUCAGUCGCCUACCACCGAAAAGUUACCGCAGACUCAAGAGUCGACGACCGAACCGGUUGCGGAAUCCACUAUACAGUCUUUGACUUCUGUCAAUCCGAUAACAGAGAGCACUGUCAUCCCCCACACCACAAAGAGACCAACUCCGUCUCUUGUGACCACUUCGUCAACGAUCCCCAGCGUUACGAUCGACAUGGAACUUCCGGUACCGAUGGAGACCCUCAAUAUGUCAGACUACAAACAAGUGUGCGGACGAAGAUUGUUCCCGGAGCCCAAGAUCGUCGGCGGUGAUCGAAGUGCCUUCGGAAAGUGGCCUUGGCAGAUCUCAUUACGUCAAUGGCGAUCGCAGACGUAUCUGCACAAAUGCGGCGCGGCAUUGUUGAACGAGAACUGGGCCAUUACCGCAGCGCACUGCGUCGAAAGCGUGCCACCAAGCGAUCUAUUGUUGAGGAUCGGCGAACACGAUUUAGCGAAUGAAGACGAGCCGUACGGGUAUCAGGAGAGAAGAGUGCAGAUUGUAGCAAGCCAUCCGCAAUUUGACGCGCGUACCUUCGAGUACGAUCUCGCUCUAUUGAGAUUCUACGAGCCUCUUCUACCAUUCCAACCGAACGUCUUGCCGAUUUGCCUGCCCGACGAUGAUGAAACCUACGUUGGUCGUACCGCCUACGUUACUGGCUGGGGUCGACUUUACGACGAGGGACCACUACCGUCUGUGUUGCAAGAAGUUGCAGUACCGGUUAUCAAUAAUACUGUAUGCGAAGCAAUGUAUAGAAACGCAGGUUACAUUGAGCACAUUCCGCAUAUAUUUAUUUGCGCCGGCUGGAGGAACGGCGGAUUUGAUUCUUGCGAGGGUGAUAGCGGCGGUCCGAUGGUCAUCCAAAGAGCGCGAGAUAAACGAUGGGUUCUUGCCGGAAUCAUUAGCUGGGGAAUCGGUUGUGCCGCGCCAAAUCAGCCUGGUGUUUAUACGCGUAUCUCGGAAUUUCGCGAGUGGAUCAAUCAGAUCUUGCAGUUCUGAGCAUUUCAAAGAGCGUGCUUGAAAUUCGCGCUUUUGCGUCGCGCCGACUCCUACGGACGUUUGUAACAAUCGCCAAGCGGACGGACGGCACCAUCUGCCGGAGCUGUGAGCUAAGUGCAAUUUAGUGGAAAAAUCUAAGAAGUCUCAGCGCGGGGAUUCACAGAGAUCUGUGCGCGUGUUGCGAACUCGGACAACAUGUGGAGCCACUGAUUCGAUUUUCGCGUGUGAAGUCGCGACGUAUGUACGCGCGAUUUACCGAAUAGAUCCGAUAUGUUACAAGCAACGAUACGGUAAAGGAACAAAAAAUAGUAUCAAUUUUCGAUAUCGGAAACACUAUCAGUGAUAAGCACAUUGGACUUUGUGACAAAGAAUCGAAAUUCUCGAUCAACAAAGAUUCCUUUAUCUAGAAUCAAUUUAAAAUAAUUAACUUCAGGACAUGGCACUACUUUCUUUAAGUAAAUUAUUCUUUUAAAUAUCUAGAAGCUGUUCAGUACAUUAAUUUCUUAAGUUUUAAUCUUCUAUCAAACAUGUGUUGAUUAUUUCUUUUUAAUGUGUUCAGUUUGCUCAAAGCCUGAUUUAACGAAAUAUGAAAAUACAUGUGACUGCGCUAAUGAAUGAAUCUAGAAAGAAAAGUUAGAUCUGUUUUUAAUUUGUUAUUAAUUUAAUAAUAUAAAAAAUACGCUAAUUAAAUAUGUUUAUUUAAUCUCCGC
Monomorium pharaonis (pharaoh ant) is the source of this 3665-nucleotide messenger RNA. It is a transcript of the gene Np, whose product is annotated as serine proteinase stubble. The transcript is spliced from 10 exons. The coding region runs from base 1 to 2955 and encodes 984 amino acids. Lineage: Eukaryota; Metazoa; Arthropoda; Insecta; Hymenoptera; Formicidae. Gene Ontology annotation, molecular function: serine-type endopeptidase activity. The record is from RefSeq and is a predicted model, not a curated record. Gene Ontology annotation, biological process: proteolysis.